Colletotrichum abscissum is the source of this 822-nucleotide messenger RNA. RefSeq names its product WSC2. The coding region runs from base 1 to 822 and encodes 273 amino acids. The record is from RefSeq and is a predicted model, not a curated record. The transcript is spliced from 4 exons. Lineage: Eukaryota; Fungi; Ascomycota; Sordariomycetes; Glomerellales; Glomerellaceae.
AUGGUCUCUGCCAAGUCAGUCGCUUUGUUCGGCAGCAUGCUGCUGGGCAACGUCAUGGGCGCCGACAACAUGGGCCCGGCCGCUUUCCUCUGGCCCCCAGACCGUGAGUGGUCUGCCGACGCCGACAACACGGCCCCUUGCGGAUCCACCAACGGCCCCGGUGUCCGCACCGAGUUCCCUCUCGUGAACGGCAAGCUUGCCCUUGUGACCCAGGACAUUACCCGCUCCGUCCACCUCAGUGUCUCCUACGAGAACGACCCCAAGUCCGUCUCCGACUUCGAGACCUUCCUCGGCCCCAGCGAGGUCGGCAGCCUCGACCUCGGCCACACCUGCGUGACGGUCCCCAGCGCGCCCUCAGGAACCGCCGCCGGUUCCAACGCGACCUACCGCAUGCUCUACGUCUCCAACUUUGACCAGGACGAGUCCAAGCGCGAAACCUACUACGCCUGCGCCGACGUCACCUUCGUCGAGGUUUUUGCCGCCUCCAUCCCCUGCUUCAACGCCACCGUCAGCGACCCCGACGUCGACGUCGACACCACCGUCAACGUCACCACCACCGACUCGGGCGGCAACACCCCGCACACCGCUGCCGACUUCACCGCCACCGGCGAAUCCAAGAGCUCCGGUCUCUCCAAGGGCGCCAUCGCUGGUGCCGCUGUCGGUUCCAUUGCCGGUGUCUCUCUGCUCGCCCUUGCUGGAUUCUUCUUCUGGCGCAAGAAGGCUGCCAAGAAGGAGGCUGUUACUGAGCCCAUGCAGCAGCGCUGGGAUGCCGAGAAGGCUGUCAGUGACACUUCUUCCGUCAACAGCCGUCCCCAGCACUAA